CUAUCUCAAUUUUGUCCCCUGACAUAUAUAGGAAUGUCGAAUAAGUCAGUUUCUACAUUUACCUUUUUCCUUGUUUUGCUUGUUUUGCAUGGAGUUCAUAAUACAGAAGAGAGACAUUUGAAAACUACUUCGUUAGAGAUCGAGCCAGUUUAUAAAGAGCCUGAUCAGGCUAAGAGUCCUACCAUUGUGGUCACAUAUACACGACGUAGAGUCCUUCGAAAGGCGGUCAUCUCGCACCCUACUGACUUCAGGCCUACGAGUCCUGGAAACAGCCCAGGCGUAGGACAUUCUCACGGGCGACACUGAUUUGAUCACAUCAUACUUCAAAGUCUACAUCAUCUAUAUAUAUAUACUUUGUGUAUGAAUGUAUCAUUUUAAGACAUUUCUUCUAAUUUUAUGAUAUGACAUAUAUAUGUAUCAUGUACGUAUGUAUCACAUUGGCAUUUC
Molecule: messenger RNA, 447 nt
Organism: Capsella rubella
Lineage: Eukaryota; Viridiplantae; Streptophyta; Magnoliopsida; Brassicales; Brassicaceae
Product: precursor of CEP1
Exons: 1
Biological process (GO): regulation of root development; root development; regulation of leaf morphogenesis
Cellular component (GO): extracellular region
Molecular function (GO): hormone activity
Source: RefSeq, a predicted model, not a curated record